Geodia barretti is the source of this 3343-nucleotide messenger RNA. The record is from the annotation of a GenBank genome assembly. Lineage: Eukaryota; Metazoa; Porifera; Demospongiae; Tetractinellida; Geodiidae.
UGCCCAACCAACUCUAAUUAACGCGCAGUUGAAGAAGGUGCGGAUCGUUCGUCGCAGGGCAGCAGUUACACGAGAAUCAUGGCUUCUGGGGUCUCUGCGGAAGAGCUGAAACUUCAGCUGGUGUCUGAGGAGCGAUACUUAGAGGACCGGGUGAACCACGUGGAGCGUCACGUGGCGGCCCUGGCGCUGGAUCUGGGUGCACUGGUGAGAAAGAUGGCUCGACUGAGGGACAAGGGAGACAAGAUCGUGUCCAGCGUGAGGGACUUUGCCAGUGCGGAGGCUGGCACCAUGCGCAAGAGCCUGGAGGGGCUCGGGGAGUGUCUGUCUGCAGUGGAGAACUCCCAGCAACUCCAGAUUGACAGGAUGGAGGCUAAGGUGGUGAAGCCGUUGCUUGAAUACGAGGGAGUCUGUAAGAAAGCCAAAGAGGAGAUUCGUGUGGCCCACGGGGUGUGGGAGAAGGAGGUGAACAAGCAGAGGAACAUGGACAGAGUGCGGUUCAGAGACCCAGCCAACAGAAAGAGAAUCCUUCAGUUUGAGUCGGAUCUCCAAAAACUAAAGAUUGAGCGACUGCGGUCUUUCAAGGCCAUAGAAGACUAUCUGGAGGCCUUUGAAAGGAAGAGGACCCACGACCUUAGGGUUGUCCUGGGGGAGUUCAUCACGGCACAACUGGCUCACCACGCCAAGUCUCUGGAGCUGUACACACUGGCCUACAGACAUGUCCAGAACAUCUGUGAGGACGAGACUGUCGAGUUAUUCCAGCAGGGACUGAAUCCUCGCAGGACUGGGGGGUAUCACGGAGCAGGCGUGCCGGCCCUCGGCCAGCCUCUGUUCCGUACCAGCUCUGACCCUUCCCUCCUGUCCGCUACAGCCACCACCACCCACUCCAACUACCCUCCACAGUAGCACACAUGAACCACCCUCACCAAGAGAACCUCUUGCUAUCAACACACGCACUUUAUAAUAUAUAUACAGAUGUAUAAUUAUACUGGCAACCCAUCCACUUCUAUAUAAUUUACGUUAUAUUUCAGUUUCACAGCAUUACGUAUCAUAUAUACAAAGUUCUGCACAAGAGAUAAACUGUCACUGUAUAUAGAAAUACUAUUGAGCGAAAAGGCAGGGCGUAUAGGUAGAGAGCGUAAGUCAGUAAAUUUCACAAUAGCUAUUAACUAACACUAGACCAGGAAGAGUUCAACGUAGCGGUCGCCGAUGUAGCGCUUGUUGAGCUGCUCGGAUGCCAGUCGGGCAUGGCGUUCUGAAGGGAAGGAGACAAAGGCCUUCCCGCUAGACUCCCAUCGUCCCGACACUGGAUCCUCACUUGAUCGUAGCCCACGUCAUACCCACGGAAGAAAUCAAGAAUCUGAGGGCACGGUGACGUGAUAGGGCAAGCCUUCGACUCGCACAACUCUCCUUUCAGUGGCGCCGACACUUCCACCACCACCUCCCAUGAGGGACAUGAGCGGUCGACUGCCAGCCGCCGGCGAGAGACUUUCAGGGAACAGCGGGGAGUACUUCUUCUCCGGCUGGCGGGCGAGAGUCGCGUGUCCACCAUACACCGAGCUCAUGUAACUAUCGAUGCCCUGCCCCCCGCUUCUGUAGCUACUCACCGAGUCACUGGGCUGACGCUGACUAAUGCCGCCUCCAUUUCCCCCAAAAGUACCGCCGUAGUUAGUCGACUGGCUAGAAGCAGAGGCGUAGUGCGAGCUCCCAUUUGGAUGGGCAAGUGGAUCAUAGGGUGCCCCUCCGUCCAGUAUUGGUUCACCAUACAGGUCCUCCCUCCGGAGGGUGUUGUUACCGUACGUAGCAGUGUACACUUCCCGGCGUCUUCGGGCCGGGGACGGAGUUCGCCUGUGGCUGCGCGAGACAUACCUGUCGCUCGAGCCGUGGUUGUUGACCUCGCGAUCUUGCCUCCCCCGACCAGCCGAGUCCCAGCUCCCACUGUCGUACCCCCCGCGGCUCUGUCGGUAGUCCACGUCCCUUGCCCCGGCCCCACUCCCAAGGUUCCCCUCGCUGUAUUCCUCCGCCUCCUCCAUCUCGCACGGCUCAACGCGAAUCACCGAGUUAUGCAUCAUCUUCCCCGAGUUCUUGAGCCCCAGGAGACACUCGUCCGGGUUGGCAAACUCGAUGUAGCCGUCGCCGCGAAACUGCCCACUGUUACCCUCGCGCAGGAGCCAUAUCUUGCCUCGUCCGAUGAGCCGACCGGCGAAAAAGUUCCUGAUCUCCUUGUACUGGCUACCUUGGGGGACUCCUGCAAUGUAGGCAAAUUUCGUGUCCAGACCGCUAUAGAUGGGGUGCUGCUUCUGGGCACCGUGGCCACUGAUCCUGUACAGCUCGUUGCGCGUCAUGCCGGCCCUCGCACGCAGCAUGAGGUAGUACAACUCUGACUCGUCUGACGCCCUAACCUCUAUGUAUCUGGAGCCCAUGUGGUUUCGAUCCAUCAGCAGUGCCCUCUUUAGUUCCUCCUCAUCGUCCAGCCGCACAAACGCUAGCCCGGUCGCCGAACCGUCCAUCGACCUUAUGAUGUGAAUGUUGUCCUUGUCUAUCGCCACAGACUUGAAAAACAUGACGAUGUCGUUGAUCUUUGCCUCAAACGGGAUUCCCUUGAGGAGAACGCCCCUGUCGAUCGUGGCUUCUUCCCGUGCCUUCCCCGACAUGCUGUGUCCUCUCCCUUGGAAAAUCCUGCGUGGCUCUCUCUCUCUCUCCUUGGUUUUCACACAACCUGGUGCCUGUCUUACCCACGCAGCCACACCCUGACAGGUUAGCCUGCAUGGAGUUUAACAAGGACACAGCUGGACAUUAUAUAUGGAACAACUUGUUCACCCACCACUGAAUCUACUGCGACUUAAACUUCCAAAACCCCACUCCCAGAGACCUUACCUAUGCUUUGGGGAAUACUAAACCACUAUACUAGGUAAAUGUGCCACUUACUGAGUGACAUGGGAGCACCAUACCACAUGCCUUACUAACAUUACUUUGGUCAAUGUACACAUGUUUGUAACAAUUACACUUCUCAUUGCUAUUUGGCAGCUAAGAUAAGAGGGGAAGUGAUGGCACAGACACAUUAACCUUACACCCACACAUCUCCCCCCAGUAGGCUAAACUAGAUCACUCCGUGACAACCAUCCUCCUCCAUGACGCCUAAACACACAGCCUAUACAAACUACGUCCGGUUGCACACGUUAACGGCUAACUACCGGUUUUCCGGCCAAAGUCGCUGAACAGUCAGACCAAAACUCCCACAACAAACAGGCUACAGCCAAAGACAUAAGGGGAACAACCGAACUCACCGGAAACAAGACCCUAAAACAGUACCUGUCCACCAAACACUUACCAAAAACGCUGCUGA